Ostertagia ostertagi is the source of this 495-nucleotide messenger RNA. Lineage: Eukaryota; Metazoa; Nematoda; Chromadorea; Rhabditida; Trichostrongylidae. The record is from the annotation of a GenBank genome assembly.
AUGACGCAGAGCAAUUAUAUCGUUGUUAAGAAAUACGGAAAACCAGGACAAUUCAAGAACGAGUCAAAGCGAGGCAAGGAGUUGGGAGCCGUGGAGAAAUACAGGCUCCGACGGAAAUACCCACCACCGCGAAGCAUUUGGGACGGACAAGAAACUAUCUACUCAUUCAAAGAAAACAGUAGAAAGUAUCUGAAACAGUUUUAUAAGCAAAAUCAGUACCCCACACUUGACCAGAAGAAGGAAAUCUCUCGAGCCACUGAUUUGGAGAUUCGUACAGGUAUGCUUUCCUUUUUCGAGCUCAUUUUAAAUAAAAAAAGAAAAGUCAUUGAUAUCCAGAUCUCAAACUGGUUCAAAAAUCGCCGCCAGCGUGACAAAACGAGGAUGGAAUGUGCACAAUACGGUCGACCGCAAAUGGUUCAAUUGCAGACACUCGCUUACAGUAAUCUCCCUUUGAAUAUGAACAUCAGCAUGCCAUACUCAUGCAAAAUGGAAUGA